Molecule: messenger RNA, 1857 nt
Organism: Eurytemora carolleeae
Lineage: Eukaryota; Metazoa; Arthropoda; Copepoda; Calanoida; Temoridae
Product: sialin
Exons: 19
Coding region: 130-1776 (548 amino acids)
Biological process (GO): transmembrane transport; monoatomic anion transport
Cellular component (GO): plasma membrane
Molecular function (GO): transmembrane transporter activity
Source: RefSeq, a predicted model, not a curated record
GAACCAAUCAUAUUUGAGCGGCGGCUUAAAUUUAAACCGCGGCUUAAAUUCUUUAAAUUUGGCCUCUGGUUCACUAAAUUUGAGCAAGAAAUUCUGAAAAAAAAGAAAAAAAUACAAUUUUGUUUAAGAAUGAAUAUUUACAAACAUAUAAAAUGUCGAACAGUCCUCAGUAUACUUUUGUUCUGGGGCCAAAUACAAAACUACAUGAUGAGAAUCAGUUUGAGUUUGAUAAUAGUUGAAAUGGUGAAGGAUUAUUCAAAGUCUGGAACUUCUACAGAUAUAAUUGUUGAAUCAUGUAUCAUAGAACACAACUCAUCCAGUAUUGGUGUGCCUACCAGAGAAGACCAUGUCCCUGACCUAGUUGAAGAAGAAGAUGAUAAACUAGACUGGGAUGCUCGAACUGUGGGUCUAGUCCUCUCAUCCUUCAGUUGGGGAUAUAUUACUACACAGCUGAUAGGAGGAAGACUGUCUGAAAUAUUCGGAUUCAAAAUAGUUUAUGGAUUAGGUCUUUCAAUCCCUGGACUUCUUAUGCUCAUACAUCCUAUAGCUGCCCAGACAGACGUUAAGCUGUUUAUAGCUCUAAGAGUGGUUUUCGGAGUACUGACAGGAGUAACAUGGCCUUCCAUGCAUGUUAUGACAGCAAGAUGGGUUCCAAUGACGGAGAGAAGCAGCUUUGUUGCUCAGAGUUAUUUCGGAUCCACUUUCGGGCUUAUUCUUACCUUUCCUAUGUGUGGAUAUAUUAUUGAAAGUUUUGGUUGGGCUGCCUGUUACUACGUUAUAUUUUGUAUAACAAUGUGCUGGUCAUUGGCCUGGUUUACUCUCAUCCAUGAUUCCCCCGACCUUCAUCCAUAUAUUUCUGAGGAGGAGAAGAGAGAUCUUAGUCAACUUCAGAUUACAAGACAGAAACAUGUUCCCUGGAAAUCAAUUCUAUCCUCUCCCCCAGUCUGGGGAACACUAAUUACAGAUUGCUGCAAUACCUGGGGGAUAAUUACUAUUUCUUCCUAUGGUCCGACUUAUUUAAAGUACGUGCUGGGUGUGGAUAUAAAAACUAACGGACUGAUAUCAGGUUUACCAAUGAUUGCGAGGUACAAUAAAUAUUUAAUAUUUAAGUACGUGCUGGGUGUGGAUAUAAAAACUAACGGACUGAUAUCAGGUUUACCAAUGAUUGCGAGGUACAAUAAAUAUUUAAUAUUUAAGUACGUGCUGGGUGUGGAUAUAAAAACUAACGGACUGAUAUCAGGUUUACCAAUGAUUGCGAGGUACUUUGGUGGAGUACUGUUUGCCAGGUUCAGUGGUUACUUAAUCAAAUCUAGAUAUUUAACUCUUCUUUCUGGAAGGAAAAUAUUCAACACUGUCUCACAGGUGCUACCAAGUCUGCUUAUAGUUUUAAUGCCAUACUCAGGGUGUAGUGUAGCCACAGUAAUAACACUACAGAUUGUAAUGUUUUUCUUCAAUGGUGCGAUUUCAUCUGGACAUUUUGCAAGCGGUGUUGAUCUAACUCCUAACUAUGCAGGAACCUUGUUGGGUGUAACCAAUACUAUGUCUGGAGGUGCUGUAGGGUCUCUAGCACCUAUGGUGGUCGGGAUCAUUUUACAGGAUGGCUAUACCUGGAAGGCUUGGACCACUGUGUUCUGGUGUGCAGGAAUAAUAUACUUUAUAGGGAACUGUUUCUAUGUUUGGUUGAUAAAAGCUGAAGCUCAACCCUGGAAUUACCAUAACACCAGGACGGAGACGGAUGCAAAGCAAGAUGCCCAGGAAGAGACUGCAGUCGCGUAAUCAAAUAACAUAAACUCUAAUUUAACAAAGAAAAUAAAUCUUUUAAUCUACUUUUUGUUUAAAAAUAAAAAAAUAAACUGA